AAGAAAAUCCAUCUUUGAUGACGCUUUGAUUUUUGCCUCUCUGAUUCCAUAUUCAAUGUUUUUGACCCAGUCAUUUGGAAAGAAAAAUCGCAGAACCCAUCAAUUUUUUUUUGCAUUUGCAUACAGAAUAUUGUGAUGAGAAUUUUUAGUUUUUGAUUGUUUCUUGAGAAAAAUGGAAUCUUUGACGUCUGGGGUUCUUUCGAAGCUUCUUAAAGACAUGGGAGUGGAGGAAAAAGCAGUAGAUGAUGUUAAAAACCCUGUUUUGUUGCAGAUUAGGAGCAUAAUUCCCGUAUUAGCUGAGGGGGAUCUUUGGCCUAGUGAAGGGUUUUUCUUGAAAGUUGCAGAUUCAACUCAGGCAAUGUUCGUGUCUUUGGCCCCAGAAGAAGAUGAGAUGGUGCUAUGUAACAAGCUGCAACUAGGGCAGUUCAUAUAUGUGGACAAAUUGGAGGCUGCAUACCCAGUUCCAGUGCUUAAAGGGGUGAUGCCAAUUCCGGGUAGGAAGCCUUGUAUUGGGGAUCCUCGAGAUCUUCUUGGGGUUGAUAUCCUGGAGAAAUCUGGCGGACCAUCUAUGUUGGCAAUGCGAGGGAGAAAUGAUGUGAAAAAUAAGCCUAGAGCAAGGUAUAGGUCUUUGAGUCCUCAUAAUGUGCAGCCAAGGGAGAGAAGAGAGAGUGGAGCAUCCCACAGCAGGCCAAGCACACCAGAAGAUUGGAGUUCUAGGGGUAGGAAGCCAAGUUGUGGUGAUAAAGAUAGCGAUUCAGAUAGCACGGUAUCAAAUCCCAGGAGAAAAAGCUGGUCUGGGAUAGCAAAAACAAGAAGCGGGGAAUUUUCAGAUUGCACGGUUGUCAAGCAUGAGAUAAAGCCUGUUCAUUGUAACAAUCACAGGGGUUCACCUGUCCGUUCUGCUACUGCUAGUUAUGAAAACUGUGAGGAAAAUUCAAGCACCAGAACAAGAAUUAAAGACAUUAGCUUAGCCACAAAGCCUGUUAGAAGUUUGAACAAGAGUAAGAACUCUUUGUCAGAGAGAAACGGUAAAGAGCUCUUAACUCAAGCAGGAGUUCAAGUUUCCCCAAGUGAUAGAAAAUGGGCAGAAACUGAGAUUUUGUGGGAUUGCCUUCCCUUGACGUUAGUUAAACUGGGGAAGGAGGUAUUAAGGCAAAAAGAGGCGGCUCUACUUGCUGCAGUUGAGGCUUUGCAAGAAGCUGCUGCUGCUGAGAGAUUGCUCAAGUGUCUAAGUUCAUUUUCAGAGCUCCGGUUGGCUAAAGAGGAUGAUCAACAGGAUUCAAUUGACAAGUUUUUCAAGUUUCAAGAUUACAUGGUUGAAAGCAGAGGAAUUAUUCAGUCAUUAACAAAUAUUUCUCCCCUAAGAACACCUGAAACUGAUUCUCAUCGUAGUGGAUCCAUUGGAGAAGCUCUAAAACUGGCUGUGGAGAGAAAGAGAAAUGCAACCACAUGGAUAAAAGCUGCCGUGGCAUCUGAUCUUACCCUUGUUUCCACUGUUAAACCACAAAAUGCUUCAAUGGAAGCUAACAACACAACAAGAAGAAGAAACAAACAAAUUCAUGUUAAUAAACCAAAAGGCACACUUAUUGCUAGGAAGCAAAGGAGCAUUGAUGAAGUUUAUGUUGGAUUGGCUGCUGAGAAGGAAAACCAACCGGAUUGGGUGAAGGGAAGUGCCUUGAACACAGCUGCAGACCUUGUGCAAUCUCUUCAGGAUGAAUCCAGAACAUGGUUUUUGGCUUACUUGGAGAAAUAUUUAGAUGGCUUUGUUGAAGAAUCCGGUUUCAAGUUGUCUGAUAGCCAGUUUACUGAAACAAUGUGUCAGAUGAAGAGGCUGAAUGACUGGUUGGAUAUGAUGGAGAAAAGGGAAAGAAAUGGCAGUGGUUCUGUGCCAGGGAGUAGUGAGUUAGAAGCUUGUGGGAGGAUCAAGAAGAAAAUAUAUGGGAUUCUUUUGAAGCAUGUUGAAAGAACAGCUAUGGUUUUGGAAAAUAUGAAUGCAAUGACCGAAAUCUAGAUACUUCAGGAUGAUCAAAUUAACCAAUCUGUUUCUCAAUAUCAAUAAUCAGUAAAACAGAAAUUCUGUAAUCAAUGAUGAUUUCUGAAACUUUUUUUAGUUUUCUAGAAUCUGACCAUUUCUUUUUCAAAGAGCUGUAUUGAUUUUUGCCCCAGAGAGACCUGUAUGUUUAAAAAAAAAUCUGCUCCACC
Messenger RNA from Rubroshorea leprosula, 2202 nucleotides. NCBI's taxonomy places the organism in Eukaryota, Viridiplantae, Streptophyta, Magnoliopsida, Malvales, Dipterocarpaceae. The record is from the annotation of a GenBank genome assembly.